Molecule: messenger RNA, 1459 nt
Organism: Daphnia magna
Lineage: Eukaryota; Metazoa; Arthropoda; Branchiopoda; Diplostraca; Daphniidae
Gene: fsd
Product: transmembrane protein 183
Exons: 5
Coding region: 312-1352 (346 amino acids)
Biological process (GO): regulation of protein stability
Cellular component (GO): SCF ubiquitin ligase complex
Molecular function (GO): protein binding
Source: RefSeq, a predicted model, not a curated record
GCCUCUUUUUUGUGGAGGAUACUGUAGGUCUAGCCGCUGGUUAGGUGAUGUGUUUCAUCCCCAAGCGAUAUAAAAUUAAAAACUGUGCGUGAAACAAAAUCAAUAAAUAAUCCAUUCCUUUUUUUUCUGAGCUCCUUCUUCAGAAACUGAUUACUUCUUCAACCAAAUAAAUCAGCUCAUGUUUAAUUUCAAAGAUAACGUGCUGGAGCAAUAAUUGCUCCGCACAUCCAUCUUUUUUCGACAUGUUUUGUCGUCUGCUUGGACGAAUGAAAAUGUUUACUUUUUCGGCAAUGUUGGUAAAUUAGUCUGAAAUGGGAAAAAGUGAAGUAAAACGUUGUGAAGUAAGGCGUUGUUUGAAGAAUAGAAUUGCCGAAAGCGUCGUAGACGUGACACUCGAUGAUUGUGCUAACAAUCCUAGGAAAAUCGGACUAAGGAAAGCCAGAAUUAACCUUAGAAAUAUAGGAAGACAUUCAUCAACAGAACAAGAUUAUUGUUCCAAUGAUAAUUCAGAUGCUAAUGAGGAUACGUCAACAAGUGCACCCAUGUCUCACUCUACUGGGACUAAGAAAACUAAGUUAAAAGAUAAAUUAACUGCUGGGGUAAUGUACCCACCAGACAUUUGGUUUCUCAUCGCAAAAUAUAUUCCCCCUGAAGAACUCUACAGAUUUUCACUUAUAUGCAAAGAUGCUUACCGAGUGAUACUUUCAGUGCACUUCUGGAAACAGAUUUGCAAGAGAUACCAGGGUGAUGAAACGUCCCUUCCACGAGAGUUACGAAAUGUCUCUGACAGCCGACGCGGGCUGAGAGCUCGUGCAAUUCGCCUAUUAUAUUUGCGAUGUCCGUCUUUGAUGAAACGUAUUAAACCCCCUGUUGCUCCCCGGUAUGAGCCCUACACGUUACAGGGGAUGCGGUUGCUUCUAGCAUGGCACGAGAAGGAAGGCUCUGUUUGGAAUUUUUAUUUCAAAUGGAUCAAUCGGAAUGUUGACGCUCGGGAUUACCGACGAAGCGAACUUUUUGAAAACACUGAAGCUGGCUGCCGGGUUCUUAAGGCUACGUGCAGCGAGUUUGUGUGCUUCCCUUAUCCACAAUACAGUUAUCUGUCUACAAUUCAUUUGGGUCUCACGUCAGACAUGCGGCAUCAGAAGUUGUCACUCGGCUUCAGCGAUUAUACAACGACUCAUUGUGUUGCAAAAAUGAAACAGAACCUGGGACGAGGUGCUGCAGUUCAGAAUAAAAUUGACCUAGAACCCAUCUCCCAAUGCAUACUGAUGGAUUGGUGGCAUCCCGAAUACCCAUAUCCACGUGAUAAUGUCCGGCCAUCCAUCAUGCCUUGUCCCGACGAGGAAUGGUAAAGUAUUUGCUGUAUCAUGUACAAAAUUAGCUCCUUUUUUUGUAACUUCAUGAGUAAUACUCGUGUGAUAUUGUUGUCUCUUCCAAGGAAUAAAACUGUUUUGAUUUA